CUGAAAAAAGAGCAGUAGGCCAGGUAACUAUGGGAACCUCUGCAUGACCCAAGAUUGCCAACAGUCCUCCGGAAUGCGUAAUGCUCAGAACCCAGUGACCUGGCCUUUAGGGAACAAUGGGACCUGGGCAUUCCAUGGAGUCUGGAUAGCUGGACAGAUGGGUAGGUGAACUUCCUCUCUCCAGAGCUGUCUACUGGGAACCAAGGCUUGACUUAAUGGAGUUCCCACAGGAAGAUCUGAGCUUACCUGGUGUGUGGGUCUCCCUGUACUUCGGACUCCUGGGGCUGUGUUCUGUGAUAACCGGCAGCUGCAUUCUCUUCCUACACUGGAGGAAGAACCUGCGGCGGGAACUGCGUGCCCGAGAGUGGGUGGAGGCCAUGCGCAACGCCACGUUCACCUACAGCCCGCUGUUGUACUGGAUCAACAAACGACGACACUGUGGCAUGAACACAGCCAUCACCACGGGCCCUCGUCCUGCUGCUGCCAACACUGAAUCCGACGUUCAGAAUUCAGACGUGUGGCAGGUGGACAUCCCCGAGAGCCAGGACAAUGCUGCCCACCACAGCUCCACCAAGACCCAAGUGCCUGGCUCCCUGCGACCUGCGAUGCAGUUGGUACCUCAGUCACUCCGUUCCCCAAAGUCUCAGUCCCAUGCCGCCUCCCCAAUGCCAACCCCUGUCUUUCAGGAGGUGCCCAUUUCCCUCUCCCUGUGCAACCUUCCUCCGAUGCUGAACCACUCAGUCUCUUACCCGAUGGCCACCCAUCCUGAGAGGAACGUGCACUCCCAUUCCCUCCCCACACUGGCCCAUGGGGACUGCUGCUCUCAUGCCAAGACCCUCACUAAAGAACUGUAGGCUCCUCUCAUCAGUGGGAAGUGGAGAAAAUGGCAGAGCAGGAGAGUGAGCUGCCUGGGAGAGCAAGAAU
This is a messenger RNA of Sorex fumeus (smoky shrew), 924 nucleotides long. It is a transcript of the gene TEX38, whose product is annotated as testis expressed 38. Lineage: Eukaryota; Metazoa; Chordata; Mammalia; Eulipotyphla; Soricidae. The record is from RefSeq and is a predicted model, not a curated record. The coding region runs from base 216 to 854 and encodes 212 amino acids. The transcript has 2 exons.